AUGCCUGAACUUUCAACACAAAGAGUUACAGAAAAAGCCGAGUCUCUCGUGAAAUAUUAUACCAAUGAUUUAGAGGACGAUUUGAUUCAAGAGUGCAUUUUCAGUCACAUUUGCUCUGAUAAAACUGCAGAGUGUGCAGUGAAGCCUGGAUCAAACUCACUACUCAGUCUCUCAACGUUUUUGAGGAAUCAAUCUCUGUCUAAUGUUUACCCUAACUUGGAUAUAGCUCUUGGCAUUGCACUUUCCACUACGGCUACAAAUUGUUCUGGGGAAAGGAGUUUUUCCUGUUUAAAACGCGUGAAAAAUUAUCAAAGGUCUUCAUUGUCUCAAGAAAAAAUGAAUUCUCUAGCUCUACUCUACAUAGAAGCAGAGAUAAUGAACACCAUAAACUAUGAUGCAGAGAAAGAAAUGUUUUGGCCUGAAUGGCCAGCCCCCCAACCGUCAGGCAUAGGGCUUGAUACCCGUUAUCUAGCGAAUCCGCUGCCAAGAGAACCCAUCCCAUCUCCGCACUCCAAAAAUGAGCGGGGAAGAAGACCGUUUCGCUUGCUUUAUUUAUUUUUGAUAUUUUUACAUUGUCAGUUACAUGUUUGUAUAUCUUAA
This is a messenger RNA of Psylliodes chrysocephalus, 600 nucleotides long. The record is from the annotation of a GenBank genome assembly. Lineage: Eukaryota; Metazoa; Arthropoda; Insecta; Coleoptera; Chrysomelidae.